UGGAGGCGCUGGAACAGGCCCAUAGAGUCCAGCGCUUUGAGUCCGAUGUUGAGAGAUAUUUGGCGUUUUGGGGAGAAUAUUAUAUGUAGCCAAGGAUAUGAUAUGUAAAAGCAUUGGGCAUAAUUAUUGUGAUAUCGGUAUCCUGUAAUAUCCAAUCACAAUUGGACAUUUGUUUCUGCUGGAGUCUCCAGCUGAGGAGCUGCCUGCAGACCCACCAUGCCGGGCAAGGUCAAGGUACGGGUGCUGGCCGGACGGAACCUACCGGUCAUGGACCGAGCUAACGACACGACCGACGCGUUCGUCGAGAUCCGGCUGGGCACGGUGACGCAGAAGACAGACGUGUGCCGACGCUCGCUGAAUCCCCAGUGGAACUCGGACUGGUUUCGGUUCGAGGUUCAGGACGACGCCGAGCUGCAGGACGAGCCUCUUCAGAUCCGUGUAAUGGACCACGACACGUACUCUGCCCACGACGCCAUAGGCAAGGUGUACCUGAGUCUCAGUCCGCUGCUGGCUCCCGAGCUCAUCAGCCGCGCCGACACGGCGCCCGCCGGGUCCGCAGGCGGACCUUCCGUGAUCUCUGGCUGGAUUCCGAUCUACGAUACCCUGCACGGUAUCCGCGGAGAGGUCAAUGUCAUGGUCAAGGUGGACCUCUUCAGUGACUUUAACAAGUUCAGACACUCGUCCUGCGGUGUGCAGUACUUCUCCAGUCCGUGUGUGCCUGCUGGCCACUGCGUACAGGCCAUGCUGGGCUUUGUGCACGAGCUGGUGGUGAAUGAUGACCCCGAGUACCAGUGGAUUGACAAGAUCCGCACUCCCCGGGCGUCCAACGAGGCGCGACAGACGCUCUUCUCCAAGCUGUCGGGAGAGGUGCAGCGCAGGAUUGGAGUGAAUGUCAUCGAGGCCGGAGGGAACGCCGUCAUUGGGUACCGUCAGUGUUUUGAUCUGGAGGGCGAGACGGGUAUCGUGGUGCGCGGGAUCGGCACGGCCGUCAGUCUGGUGCGGACUGAGGCGCGCCCCAGCAGUCCCAGUCCGCUCAGUCGCCAGCCGGGCAGCGGCCGGGACCGGGACAGCUCUGCGGUCGAGGGCUCCGCCGCCGCGUCGGCCGGUCUCCGUCCCGUGCCGUCCGUACAGCUGAUGCCGGCAACUCCAGAACAGGAGCAGCCUCCGGCGACUCCGCCCUCACCGCGACCGUUCGCCGCGCCGGCGCCGGCCGCCUCGCGAGGCAUCCUAGCCGCCGCCCACCAGUUCGUGAAAGACAGACUGAGUUUCCGACGUCGCGGCUCGCGUCGCACCGGCGCGCGAGCGCUCAGUAGAGAGGCGUUUAGUACACCGAACUUCCAGCCGGUGAUCGAGGCUGCAGCGAGGUAUGAGAAGAAAGCCCGACCCGCCGGCCGUCGGCGGAGACUGACGUCGUCCUGUGAUGGAACUCCUCGCAGACUGGGCUCGCUAAACUCGGUGAGCGAGGCUGCUGGAAGCGCCUUGGAAGACGGCGACGAUGAUGGUGAUGACAGUGAGAAUCCCAGUGAACCUGGCGAAGACACAGUUGAAGAUGGUGAUGAUGAUGAUGCUGGUGAUGCUGAGGGUGAUGCCACUGGUGACGAUGUUACUCAGAAUGGUGAUGACGGUGGUGACGCCGAGCGCGAGCGGCCUGUCAUGGUGAUCAGCUCCUCGGAGGACACAGCCAGCGAGACGGGCGACGAGGCGGAGCGGCGCAGCACCGACAUCCCCAACUCCACGCUCCAGCUGGCCCUGGACAGUCUCAGCGCGCAUGACGUGGUGUACAUUUCCAGCAUGAACAUGUUAGUAGAGGUAGCGUCUCUCUAUCCCAGCCUGAGCACCGAUAAUGCAUGCGAUGACAACGAGGAACCAGUGCUAGAUCUUGAGAGCUUCUCACAGGAUUACCUAGACAACCUGGAUAACCCGGUACCGUACCCAGUCAAGUUCACCCUGUACCCUGAUAGUUCGGAUAGUCUUUCUAACGACGAGAGUUCUGGUGUUUGUGCGCCUGUGACUUUCUCCCUAUACCCCGACAGUGGUGAUAGUCUGGCCCGUUUAACUAACACGGAGGAUGAUCGGUCCGGCGACGCGUGCCCCGCCCCUCAUCCAUCUCCAGUUCCUUCGGGAGGCCUCUCUCCGUCCUCGUCCAAACCCGAGUCAGCCAGUGUCCGGUCCUCGGGGACAAUGGUUGCCUCGCCAGCUGGCGGCUCGACCCAUGAGGCUCCCGCAUCUAGCGUCAGUGGGGACGGAUCGUCGCGCGGGGCUCUCCCAACCACAGUCAGUGAACUAUUCCGACAGUCUGGGAUCGUGUGUCGCAGUGGUGACGUUCAAACGCUGCUGUCUGACGAGAACACCCCCGCUGCCUCCCGGCUUCCUCAGCGGGACAGUAGCGGCGAUAUUAUGUGGUGUCCGGAUGACAGUCAGCCCGGCUCGGCUGCCGGUAGUUUGGAGGUCGUCUCUCAGUUGGACAGCUCUGAUAACCUCGCCUCACCGGCGCCGGACGAGCCCGGGUCGACGACGUCGAGCGGUGGCGACGACUGUCUGAGACGAAGGGAUCUUUUUGGCCGGUUGACACCUCCACGCCGCGUUAUGCGACACGUCGUAUCGGCGCCAGAGGUGGUGAUCGGCGCUGGUGCCCGCACCGGUUUCGCUCCGGACCCGUCACUAGCCUCUAUGAUGUCUGAGGACCCAGAACUAGCGGCCCUAGCCUCGCUGGAGUCGCUCCAGUCAGUCCACAGCGUAUCAGACGUGACGCUAGGCCUGGCUGAGGACGAUCCCCUCAGUUUACCGGGCGCUCCCGAGAUGGCCUCACUGCACAGUGUCUCCUCUGAACAGCUACUUGCGCUGACAGGCCUCCCGGCAGUCGCCGUUGAAGCCUUGUCGCCCACAGCGCGCUGGGAUGCCAGCUCUGACGAGGGCUCCUGUGAUCCCGGUCAGCUGGUCCGCUCUCCUGAGAUGGUGUCGCUGCUGGUGGAGUCCCCCACUCCCCCGGUGACGGCCCCCUCCCCGGACCGCCUGGUUCCCCCUCCGGUACCGUCCCGCCCAUCCUGUCCCACUCCCGCCGCCCGCCCGUCUCCCUCCCCCUCCCCGCGCCUGUCCGGCCGGUCAUCCUCCUCUCGCGUGAGUGCGAGCGGCGCCCCGCGACAGCGCCGCUCGCCGUACCGGGCCGCGGGCACCGACCGGCGCGCUGAUGGCCCUCGUUCGUCUUGCAGCGACCCGUGUGGUAGUCCCCACCUUCCGCAGCCGCCCGCUGCCGCCAGUGCCGCCUCUGUCCCCGCCGUUGGAGCAGCCGGAGCGCCAGCCGCAGCGUCAGUUGGAGCGUCAGCCGGAGCGCCAGUUGGAGUCCCAGCCGCCCAUACGACUUCGGUAGAGGGGAGUGAUUCCGGUGACAAGCUCAGCCGCUCGCUGGAAAACGAUACCAACUUCAAAGCCCCAAGCAGCACCACGUCCAGCGGCGCUGACACGAAGCUACUGGCCCAGCUGGUGACCACGUCAGCCCAACAGCGAGGCCAGCAGCAGGAUAACUACGAGUCGGCAGAGUUCCCCUUCAUCACACUGCGCACCUUUCCGUCAGGGUUCAUCACGCAUAUCGGCGGCACGGUGAGCGCCCGCUCCGUGAAGCUUCUCGACCGUAUCCACCACCCUGAGGAGAGUGAGACGCGGGACGCCUGGUGGGCUGAGGUCCGGACUGAGGUCCGCUCACACUGCAAGUCACUGGCCUGCAACGUCGUGCUGGGAUAUGAAGAGGCCACCACCAUCUGGGAUGACGUAUGCGUGCUGAGCGCCUAUGGCACGGCUGCCACGGUCAACUUUGCCGCGCUGGGUCUGUCGGAGCCACUGGCGGCCGCCCGCUGUGACUCCCGGGAGGUGCGGUCCGCACUGCGACUGGACGCCAGUCUGACCAGCCAGGCCCUGGUGAUUCUGGAGGAGCCCGACUCGUCCGUGUCCAACUGUGCCCCGUGUCACCUGCCGUACAGCCAGGGCAGCGCGCCCGCGUCGGCGCUCCAAUUCAACUGCGCCGUAUGUAGGAAGAGCAAGGUGCCGGACGUGGUGUUCAGCACCAUCGAGCCGCCCGGAGGAUUGCCCGUCACCGGACGCGGCUGUCUCGUUCAGGCCCGCGUGUGUCGAGAAAAAGCCGACGUCAAGUCUGAGGUUUUGGCCAAGGAGGUCUCUGACCGACUACCGUUCCUCGAGUACGAACUGCACCGGCAGCUGCUCACCAAGCUCAGGAUUCUCGGCAUGAAUGCGCUAUUUGACCUGACGAUUCAGCUGUCGAUUGGUGAAGAGAUUAUGGUGGCUGUGGCCACAGCGACUGCCGUCUACCUGUCUGCCCUGCCGCCGCCCGUGGUGCCUCGGGUCACAUCAGCCGUUAAUGACAGCGCCGACCGUCUCGCCGAGACGCAGCGUCGGAUCACAGAGACUGUGGCCAGUAACCGGGAGGCGUUCAACAUCUCCGACCAGGAUGAGAGUGGGAGGACGUCGGACGAGGAAUCAGAGGACGAGGAGGACAAACCGGAGCUGGACCUUGCAGCGGGAAACAAGGACGCCUGCAUACUGGAGAUGGACGACACAGAGGAUGCGGACCUGCUCUCCAUGCUGAUGAGCCGACCUCCACCGGAGCUGUUUGACCUCGUCUCGACGAGCAGCGUGCCCGGGGUACCGGAGCGACUGCUGCUGGAUGACCGGCAGCUGUUCACGCGGAUAGUGCGGACCAAGCUGAGCAGCGCCUCCAACCGGCAGCUGGCGCAGACUGUCGAGAAAAUCAUUCAGGGUCUGUACUUCAAGCUGCGAAAGCUGGCGCCGUGCGCACUGUGCGGCCUUCGGUUCAGUGUCGAUCUGCCCGAGGACGACGAAAUCCAGAUAUCCGUGUAUGGUGCGGCGCUAAGCGUCAGCGCCCCUCUCAGCAAGCAGGCGUCUCUGCGCUCGGCCGGCGCGGAGAACGGUUCAGCCGACGGCACAGGGGAGGGUCCGGUUGGAGACAGGUCGGCCGGCCGGGCCGGCAGUGUCACCGGAGCGCUCAAAACUCAGAACUCACUGUGGCGCGGCGACUAUGAUGUCAUUAUUACGCCACUGCCGCACGUCACCGGCGGAAAGGUGGAGCGCUGGCUGGGCAACCUCAACUUCUUCUUCAUUCGAGAGUGCACCGGACUCAGAGAGGUGGGAGGUCUGAACGGCUUCAUGCAGGACCUGAUCACCGAGGUGCUGGCUGUGGUUCGCGCACACGUCACUUCGCUUGGAGGGAACGCACUCGUCUCCUACUUCAUGUCGCAGUGUGUGCUGCUGCCCAACCCGCACAAAAACCAGGCGCAGUGCCUUGUCAAUGUCGGCGGCGACGCAGUGCUGGUCGGCCACGCCGCUCGGUCCGACGACGGAUGAACACGGGUGCCACCAGCAGCGGUGGAGGCUCGCAAUAUCACAGCUCGGGAAGUGGGACAGUUAACGCGCCGGUACGGUCACGGGAAGACAUUUCUGACCACGGGACCGCGUGAGUCAGGCCAGCGAAGUUUGUUUCUAAGAUAGAUUAGCGGCCAGUGGAGCUUCGUGAUGGCUUAGUGACCGCGGAAGCAUCCAUCGCUCACUCGUUAAGUGCCCCGUUUAUUCCGCUGUUCUCGCCUUUGAUAGUCUACCAUCGAAAGCAUUUGCGAUUGCGAGUGAUUAUAGAACGGUUUAAUGUUCUGCCUUCAAUAUGUUAUGGGUCCCUUGCAGUAACGGAGUGUCAUGUUGAGCUCAAUUUCGGGUAUGGUGUAGUCAGCGAAUUUGUCUCAGAGUAGAUUGGUCAGUGACCUUCGGGCCAGGGUGGCUCGUGUUGCCAUGACUGUUGGCUGUUAGACUGAGAUGUGGGCCUUCUUUGACGCAUGUAGGACGUCGGACCAGAAGAGUCCGAUGGUUAACGUAAGUUAAUGUUGAAAAGACUAGCACCAGUAUAUGCAAUUAAAGACAUCGAGCGCCGACCGUCGCAACGCCAGUUUGGUACGGUGCCGCAUAUCGUAAUGUACGGCACUGUAUGACACGAUAUAGUAAUACACCGUGCAGCAUAGUACGAUAUGCUACGAUACGGUACGGUGGGUAUACUAUUGGGCCUGUAUGGUGCGUUGGAACACUAAAUGGUGCGGCCGGCCCGGCCUAUCUGCCUGUUGUCGCCUUGUCCUGACGACCAGUCACUAUUGCGUGACGACGGCCGUGCCGCGAAAGUGCAAUAUAUUACCUUCGCUA
Molecule: messenger RNA, 6210 nt
Organism: Amphibalanus amphitrite
Lineage: Eukaryota; Metazoa; Arthropoda; Thecostraca; Balanomorpha; Balanidae
Product: C2 domain-containing protein 5-like
Exons: 22
Coding region: 217-5373 (1718 amino acids)
Biological process (GO): positive regulation of D-glucose transmembrane transport; intracellular protein transmembrane transport; protein localization to plasma membrane
Cellular component (GO): plasma membrane
Molecular function (GO): calcium ion binding; calcium-dependent phospholipid binding
Source: RefSeq, a predicted model, not a curated record